CAACACGCCGCAACCAUGGUGAACGUAUUUGCUGUGCCGGUCUUCUUCAUCUGCUUCCGAGAAUGUCUCGAAUGCACCAUCAUCGUCUCCAUCCUGCUGGCUUUCCUCAAGCAGAGCAUCGGCGGACCGAGUAGCGACAAGGUCGUCUACAAGAAACUCGUGCGACAGAUCUGGAUGGGGAUAGCCGCUGGUCUCGCAGUGUGCAUCGUGAUCGGCGGCGCCUUCAUCGGAGUCUUCUAUGGCGUGGGAAAGGACUUUUUCGGCAAAGCAGAGGACAUCUGGGAGGGCGUCUUCUCGCUCAUCGCAUGCAUCAUCAUUACCAUCAUGGGCAUCGGUUUCCUCCGAGUCUCCAAGCUGCAAGAGAAGUGGAGGGUCAAGAUCUCUCAGGCUCUGGAGAAGCACCAUGCGGGCCAAGGACUUGGUAUGAGGUCGCGCUUCAAGCUGUGGUGUGAGAAGUACGCCAUGUUCCUGCUGCCGUUCAUCACCGUGCUUCGCGAAGGUCUCGAGGCGGUCGUCUUCAUCGGAGGCGUCGGCCUUGGGUUGCCUGCGAAGUCGUUUCCGCUGGCCGUAGUGUGCGGCCUUGCCUCUGGCAUUGCAAUCGGAUACAUCAUCUACCGUGGCGGUCACUCCACGAAGCUUCAGAUCUUCCUGACCAUCUCAACAUGUUUCUUGUACCUCAUCGCCAGUGGACUCUUCUCCAAAGCCGUCUGGGAUUUCGAGAUGAAUUCCUGGAGCAAGAUCAUCGGUGGUGAUGCCGCCGAGACCGGCUCCGGACCUGGCUCAUAUGACAUCCGCAAAUCUGUCUGGCACGUCAACAAAGCCAACCCAGAGAUCAACGGCGGUGGUGGAUGGGGCAUUUUCAACUCCAUCUUCGGCUGGACCAACAGUGCCACCUACGGCUCCGUCAUCGCGUACAACCUGUACUGGCUGGCAAUUAUCAUCGCUUUCGGCUCUCUGGGCUUCUACGAGAAGCGAGGCCACUGGCCGCUUAUGAAGGCAAAGGCAAAGGCGCCAUCGGUCGAUUCGGAGGGCGCGGAGAGCGACUCCACCAGUCAAGACCAUGCCGAGAAAGACAAGACUGGAGUGCAUGUCACCGCCAGUGAUGGGCGUCAGCUUUCAGCAUGA
This is a messenger RNA of Zymoseptoria tritici IPO323, 1125 nucleotides long. RefSeq names its product plasma membrane iron permease. Lineage: Eukaryota; Fungi; Ascomycota; Dothideomycetes; Mycosphaerellales; Mycosphaerellaceae. The record is from RefSeq and is a predicted model, not a curated record. The transcript is spliced from 4 exons. Gene Ontology annotation, molecular function: ferrous iron transmembrane transporter activity. Bases 16 to 1125 code for a protein of 369 amino acids. Gene Ontology annotation, cellular component: high-affinity iron permease complex; plasma membrane. Gene Ontology annotation, biological process: iron ion transmembrane transport.